AUGGGAAGAGCACCAUGCUGUGACAAAACAAUUGUGAAAAAGGGACCAUGGUCUGCUGAAGAAGAUGCUAAGCUCAAAGACUACAUCGAAAAGUUCGGUACCGGUGGUAACUGGAUUGCCCUUCCCCAAAAGAUUGGUCUCAAACGGUGCGGAAAAAGUUGUCGAUUGAGAUGGUUGAAUUAUCUACGACCGAACAUCAAGCAUGGGGGAUUCUCUGAAGAAGAAGACAACAUCAUAUCCAGCCUCUACAUUAGUAUAGGCAGCAGGUGGUCCAUAAUCGCGGCUCAACUGCCUGGGAGAACAGAUAACGAUAUCAAGAACUAUUGGAACACGAGGUUGAAGAAGAAAUUACUCGGAAGACGCAAACAAUCUCAGGCCAAUAGGCUGUCCGGUUCAAGCCAUGAACCGGAAGAAGGAAACCGAAUAGAAGCCCUAAACAACUCAGCCAUGGAAAGGCUACAACUUCACAUACAACUCCAAAGCCUUGGAAACCCUAACUAUGAAAAUCUUCCCAUAUGGCCUUGCAAGUUAAAUCCUCUCCAAGAAAAAAUGAUGCUUAAUCUCCAACAUGUAAAUGAAUCCCCUAACCCUUUGACGAUAAUGCAAAAUUUCUCACCUGCUAUUCCUCAAAAGGUUGAAUACUAUUCCAAUAAUACACUUCAACAAGAGUAUUCACCAUUGAGUAAUAUGAUAAUAAAUGGAAUGGAUCUGAAUUCCAUGGGAAUUAACAUUCCCGAGUCAUCAUCUCUUGUCUACGAAUCAAAUGACAUGAAACAACCUCCAAGCUUAGAAUUACAGCAGUGUUGGGCAUUUCAAGCUGAAAUCGCUGAGCUAUUGAGCAACAAAGAAGCGUUACCACUAGACGGUCCACAGAUCAAUGAAUAUGAUUCUUUCAAGGUCAUGCAAGGUGCGAAAGAUGGCAUGACUUGGUGGCCUAAUGAAUUUGGUGAAAAUUCAGUCUCUUCAAAUUCUUGGAGUUCAACUGGUAUUCUUGGUAACAAAUAA
Molecule: messenger RNA, 1005 nt
Organism: Erigeron canadensis
Lineage: Eukaryota; Viridiplantae; Streptophyta; Magnoliopsida; Asterales; Asteraceae
Product: transcription factor MYB36-like
Exons: 3
Coding region: 1-1005 (334 amino acids)
Source: RefSeq, a predicted model, not a curated record